This is a messenger RNA of Hyaena hyaena (striped hyena), 1019 nucleotides long. RefSeq names its product protein FAM220A-like. Gene Ontology annotation, biological process: negative regulation of transcription by RNA polymerase II; protein dephosphorylation. Gene Ontology annotation, cellular component: nucleus. The record is from RefSeq and is a predicted model, not a curated record. Gene Ontology annotation, molecular function: STAT family protein binding. Lineage: Eukaryota; Metazoa; Chordata; Mammalia; Carnivora; Hyaenidae.
GGGCUGACCCUCACGCUGCUCAUCUUCUUCGACCUGGCCUGGAGGCUGCGCAUCAACUUCCCCUACCUCUACAUGGUGGCUUCCAUGAUGCUCAAAGUCCGCCUGCAGGUUCAUAUUGAGAUCCAUUGAAGGCCUUCUGCUGACUGACAAACGCGUGUCAUCGGGCUCACCACACCAGGGAACACGCAGCAUGAGGGACAGAGUGGGGGCUCUGGGCACCCGCCUCGGGAAGGUGAAGGGGACAGGAGAGGACUCAGACAGGCUGCUGUGUGGACUUAAAGGAGCACGGGGUGAGACCUCUUGCCCUUCCUCCUGGAUGCGUACGCCUGCGGUUGAUGCAGAUGGAAAUUCGCAAAAUGAGGAGUUAUCGACGGAAGUGAAAAACGCUCUGAAGGAUGUCAGCCUCUCGCUUCACAACAGCGACAAAGCGCUUCCAUGUUGGGAAGAGUCAUUAAGAAGAAGUUCAGCUUGCACAGCAGCCCAGAGCAAGACUGUGGCUCUGUCCUGGGCCCCUGCAGGAGAGCGGUGUGCCGGGGUGUCCUGUGGUGAGGGGGGAGCACUGGAGGGAGCCUGGCCCGGAGGACGGUGCCGCAUAGGAGAGCCGUGUGGGUCGGGACUACCGUGCCUUCAGAAACGGUCACAAGUGGGGAUUUCUGAGGAGGAACCGCCAAGUGCUCUUCUAGACGGGCAAGGCUCUGAGUCGGAACUGUCUUGCCCGCGCUUCGUCCUGUCUACACUGCUGCACGCGCACCCGGAAGUAUUCCUGAACGAUGAGACAGAAUGUGUUUUCUUUGGCCGCUCAAAGCCUGCGUUUUCCUAGCAAACAGAAUACAAGAAAAUGCUUUCACGUGUGAAAAGUACCUCAGCCGAUCUGCAGAUCACCCUGGGGUUACUGGCUCUCCCAGCUUUGGGAGUAGCAAAUCCGUUACACCAUAGUUAAGGUACAAGCAGAACAAUAAAAAUAGUGAGAUUAAUUUUAAAAGCGGUUUUAGAAUGAUUUCUUUCACCCUGAGUCUGGA